This is a messenger RNA of Petromyzon marinus (sea lamprey), 4980 nucleotides long. NCBI's taxonomy places the organism in Eukaryota, Metazoa, Chordata, Hyperoartia, Petromyzontiformes, Petromyzontidae. The record is from RefSeq and is a predicted model, not a curated record.
CUCUUGCCCCCCCCCCCACGUCAUCCGCGAGCGAGCGAGCAGCAGCAGCAGCAGGCCGCGUCCGCCUACGUGCAGAAACACAGACGAUGCAGACCAGAUGUGACUCGGCUGGUCGAGCGAGGUGACUGCGAGGCGUCCCGCAACGCGGAAUCGGCGGCCUCGACCCAUCUCGCCACACGCCCCCAGCCUCCACGCCGGCCCCGCUCCUCGCCUCGCUCUCGGCCGGCCGCUCGGAGGUGCCGGGGCCCUCCGCGAGGGGCCGCGUUGGGGUCGACGGCAGCCGCGGCGUCCUCGCAGCUUCUUUCAGAGGUGGUGGUUGUGCUACUAACUGCUGCAGCUGGUCCCGCCUCUGUUCUCUGGGCUCAGUGGCACUCGCCGCAAAGUCGCAACGGGGGGAUAACCCACCCACCCAUCUCUGCCAAUCCGGCAUGGGGCUUCUCACCGGCUCCGGAGUCCUCCUCCUGGGCCUCCUGCUGCACGGCGUUCACGCCGACGGGCUCGGAGGACUCAAACUGCCGGAGGGAGACGACAGCUCUCCGUCCAGGACACAGCUGGAGGCGAUGGCGCAGUGGUGGGGCGAGUGGAGCACGUGGGUGGGCUGCUCGCGGACGUGCGGAGGAGGCAUCAUGUCCCAGGAACGCCAUUGCCUGCAGCAGCGACUCGGCGGAGGGCGUCUGCUCGCCUUGGGAGCCAAUAACUUAUGCACGGGACCGUCACGCCGAUACCAACUGUGCAAUCCGCAGCCCUGCCCGCCCAACAGCCGCGGAUUCCGCGUGGAGCAAUGCUCCGUCUUCAACUCCAAACCGUACGACGGCAAAUAUUUACAGUGGAUUCCUUUUUACCCAGACGACUACAUCAACAUCUCGAACAAGCCGUGCGACCUGCAGUGCACCACGGCCAACGGGGAGAGGCAGCUCAUCACGAGGGCGCGGGACGGCACGUCGUGCAAGGACAGGAACUUCCGCGGCGUCUGCAUCGCCGGGAAGUGCGAGGUCGUGGGAUGUGACGGCGUUCUCUAUUCCUCAAAGCGGAUCGACAAGUGCGGCGUUUGCGGGGGCGACAGCAGCAGCUGCUUGCGAGUGACCGGGAACUACCGCAAAAUCAGUAACGACGUCGGCUAUGUCUAUGUGACCAACGUCCCGAUCGGCGCCACCGACAUCCAGGUCAUCGAAAAGAAACGCUCGGACAAUGUCCUUGCACUUGCAGACGACUCUGGGAAUUUCUUCAUCAACGGAAACUUCAUUCUGGACAACCCGAGGAAUUUCCGCAUGGCCGGGACGGUCUUCAAGUACCGGAGGCCCUCCAACGUGCUCUCGGACGGCUUUGAGUACAUCGUGGCUGCGGGACCCACCACGCAGUCCAUCAACGUCAUGCUGCUGAACGAGAACGGGCGCAUGCAGUACGUGACGUACGAGUUCACGGUGCCCCGCGUGCCCAUCACCAAGGCGACGCCGUCGCUGCCCGAGCGGCCGCAGUUCCUGCAGCUGCGCGACGCCGACAACGACGUGGACGACUCCCACGUGCCGGAGGAGGUGUCGCUGGAGCCAGGAGGCAGCGGCACUGCGCACCUCCUGGUGGACAACUUCGUCGUGGCGCGGGAGCGACCCCCGCCCAGCGGCAACGACAUCGGCGAGCGCCGCGCCGCCGCCGCCGCCACGGCCAACGCCGCCCACUUCGUGGGGGGCGGCGGCGCGGCGGCGGCGUCCCGGGGGGGGCCGGCGGCGCGCUCCUCGGCGGCCCCCCUCCCCGAGCCGCUCACGGCCAACGCGUCGCUGGGCUCCGCCUCGCGGGGGGCGAUGGGCGGGGGCGGCUCCAACGUCGUGGCCAACGGCUCGGCGCUCGAAGCCACCAGGGCGCUCUUCGUAUCCGUGCGCAGGAGUCGGCCUCUCUCCUCGCUUGCCGCUGGGGGCCGCGGCUCGGAGCUGAGGAACGGGACGAGGGCGCUGGGCCUCGAGCGGGCGGACGGAGGAGGAUGGGGCCCCAACGCCCUCACGCUGAUGUCCUCCGCCAACGCCAACCGCAGCCUCGACAGAGCAGGAGGUCGCCCGUCACGACCCCAGCGGCCUUCCCAGCGGCCAGCCGAGGCCUCCGAGUCCGAUGUCAACGAGUACGAGCUGGGCGCGGUGGAGCACGACAUCAGCCUGGCUGACAUGUACCGCUGGAAAGUCUCGGCCUACGCUCCCUGCAGCUCCACGUGCACCACAGGCAUCUCGACGUCGUACGCCGUCUGCAUCCGCUACGACGGUGCGGAGGUGGACGAGUCGUAUUGUGACGCGGUCACGCGGCCUGAGCCCACGCGCGAGUUCUGUGCCGGACGUGAGUGUCAACCAAGGUGGGAGCACAGCCGCUGGAGCGAGUGCUCACGCUCGUGCGGCGAGGGAGUGCAGUUCCGCUCGGUGCGCUGCUGGCGUAUGCUGGCCCCGGGCUUCGACAGCUCCGCUUACGAGGAGCUGUGCGAGGCGGCCGAGCUGCCGCGGCCGGCCGAGCGCAAGGCCUGCCGCUCCUCCAGCUGCGGCCCCCAGUGGGAGACGUCCGAGUGGUCCGAGUGCUCGGCGCGCUGCGGUGACGAGGGGGAGAUGCACCGGGAGGUUCGCUGCUCGGCGGACGAGCGGCUGUGCGACGCGGCGUCGCGCCCCGCGGCGGCGCGCGACUGCACGGGGACGCCGUGCGACCGCCGCUGGAGCACGUCCGAGUGGGCUCCGUGCUCGGGGCCGUGCGGGGAGGGCACCGUGCGCCGCUCCGUGACGUGCCGCAGCGCCGAAGGCGGCGUCCUCGGGGACUCGCAGUGCGACGCCGCCUCCAAGCCGCUCGCCGUCCACCCGUGCGGCACCAACUGUCCCCCCAGCUGGCUGGCGCAGGACUGGGAGGAGUGCAACGCGACGUGCGGGCGGGGCCGGAAGACGCGCCGCGUGAUCUGUGCCGGCACCGUGAACUCGGCGCUGCGCGAGUUCCCGCCGCCCCAGUGCGAGGCGAGCACCCGGCCCCAGGAGGAGGCCUCCUGCUUCCAGCGGCCGUGCUCCAAGUGGUUCACUACUGCCUGGUCACAGUGCAGCAAGACGUGUGGCACGGGCAUCCGCGUGCGUGAGGCCAAGUGCUACCAGGGCGACGAGCUGGGCCAGGGCUGCGACGCGCUGAGCCGCCCCGGCACCAAGCAGAACUGUGAGCUGCAGGCCUGCCCCACCGAGGCCCCGGACGACCGGUGUCAAGACAAGCCGACGGCGAACUGCGUUCUCGUGAUCAAAGUGAAGCUGUGCGGCCACUGGUAUUACCGAACGGCCUGCUGCCGGUCGUGCAAAAACAAGAACGUUUAAGCGCACGCAGUGCCCCGAGAGGCGCUGCGUAGACGCAUCGUACUCGGUGCCACACCUCCUCCACCUCCUCCUCCACCUCCUCCACCUCCACCUCCCCCUCCCGUCAAAAGCAAACGGAAUGGUUUGCCCCAAAUGUUGUCUUCGCCACCAUUCCAAUAUCGCGUGAGGCGUUCGUCGCGAAGGGAGGCGCCGCCGUCCCCGCCGUCGCUGCUGCUGCUGCUGCUGCCGCCGCUGUGAUUGGCGCACACGCAGCCCGCAGCGGUGUCCAGUCGUGGAGGCGAUGCUGCCCCAGUGGCAGGUGUCCCUCUACAUCAGUCUGCCAGUAGGAGGCAGAUGCUGCUAUGUUGGUCGAGCCGAGGUCACCCCCGGUGGCAGCUGUCCCUCUACAUCAGUCUGCCAGUAGGAGGCAGAUGCUGCUAUGUGUAAUCCCAAUUUAGCAAUUUGCUGGUACAUUUUCAAAUUUGUCACAUUUUCUGAGCACGUCGCGGGCACGCAAUGUGCUACUCUUUUCGAAGAGCGUAACGGGAUCUUAAACGUCCACUGAAGCGCAACCGGCGGCACAAAUAUUACGGUUAAUGCGCCUGCAUUGUUAACCAGGGCGGCCUGCCAGAGUCGAACCGCAUAUCUCUGCAACAAGCUGUAAAGGCGGCACCACUGAGCCAUUUCACCACCCAAUGUCCUGUGCAUAGUCUCUGCAGAUCACGUGAUAACACACGUGCAUGCGCUACGUGAUGUACAUGUAUUUACGCUCUGCAGUAGCUACAGAAUCAUCGAUAGUGGGAUUGAUACAACAUUGAACCCCAUAGGUGAAUGAGUACAUUGGUGGUGCUAAUAUAAUUGUGGUCUUUCGACUUGAGUGGUGAAUUCCACAUUACUCUAGCAAGGGCCGGUAUUUCAGAGGUAACAAACCACUCGUGGCUAACCAACGAUAGUACAAAUACCGCGCAUUUACCACUUGCACGAAUAGCCACAGAGCGGUUGUGGUGAGCACAACACCUCAGCGACCGGCAUUCGAUUCCCGGCCACGGCUAACAUCAGUGGCGAGCAAUUUUAAAACUGGUCCUGGGUCAACCCCUUCAAACAACGCGCAUUGACCAGCGUGGGGAAGUAUGGUCAAACAACUCCCAUGGCCGUUACAGGCAUGGGGGUGAGGCCUGCAUCCGGCAGUGGAUCGACUAAGGGCCGGACAUUAUAUUGAUUGUUUUGUACAGAUAAUUACACACACACACGCGGUGAUGAUGGUGAUGGCUCCAGUUUCUGCCCUGCAACAGAGAAGGUGGAUCUUAAUGGGCAUUCUCUUGGAUAAAUAUUAUUAUAGCACGUUGACAUAUAUUCUGCUAAACACAUCAUUUAAAAACCAUCGUUUGAUAUUCUACAUAUGAACGUGAUUUAUUUACGUCAAAAUUAGUCGUUGGCCAUGCUAUACGUACAUUUGAAAAAUGUAAACUGGUUGAUGUGAGAAUUACGCAUAGCCUCACACAGACCUGAGUUUGUGAUUUCAUUGCGUUCUCAAGAGUAGCGAAUUGAUGUCUCAGCCCACUCACCAGUCACAUAGAGACUCAUAGACUCGCAUAGAGACUCAUAGACUCGCAUAGAGACUCAUAGCCUCACAUAGAGAUCCAUAGACUCACAUAGAGACCCAUAGACUCACGUAGAGACCCAUAGCCUC